Echinococcus granulosus is the source of this 1995-nucleotide messenger RNA. Its product is annotated as ATP-binding cassette sub-family G member 2. The transcript has 14 exons. The record is from RefSeq and is a predicted model, not a curated record. Gene Ontology annotation, cellular component: plasma membrane. Gene Ontology annotation, molecular function: ABC-type transporter activity; ATP hydrolysis activity; ATP binding. The coding region runs from base 1 to 1995 and encodes 664 amino acids. NCBI's taxonomy places the organism in Eukaryota, Metazoa, Platyhelminthes, Cestoda, Cyclophyllidea, Taeniidae.
AUGGUGAAUACCGAAAUUGAGCAAUAUAUAUCGUUCCAUGAUGUGUCAUAUUCUGCCAAGGCCUACAAAUUUUACAUUUACCCAUCUGGUUAUGUGAAGAUCUUGCAUAACUUGACAGGAAUUAUGAAACCUGGAAUUAAUGUGAUCAUCGGACCAACGGGUUGUGGCAAAACUACCUUUUUAGACGUAUUAGCCGGGCGCAGUGAUCCCUCCUUAGUGUCAGGGAUGGUUCUCAUAAACGGCAAAGAUCGACCGCCUAACUUCAAACGAACUUCGGCCUAUGUCAGCCAGAACAACUUUGCAGUGGGAGCACUUACUGUCCGUGAAAAUCUCUACUUCUCAGCAGCCCUUCGCUUGCCUGCCUGGGUCUCGCGCAAGGAGCGGGAAUCCCGUGUGACAGCUCUCCUAACGAAAUUGGGCCUUAACUCUGUCGCUGAUGUCAAAGUUGGUAUGGAGAUAACGCGUGGAAUUUCUGGUGGUGAAAGGAAACGGACGAACAUUGGCAUCGAAUUGAUAACCGACCCAUCUGUGAUAUUUCUUGAUGAGCCGACCACUGGUCUGGACACCCACACCGCCUCCAAGCUGAUGAAACUGCUCAAACGACUGACAGUUGACGGGAAGACAAUUAUCGCCUCGAUUCAUCAGCCCAACUCGUCCAUCUACAAGCUCGUUGAUUCGCUCACCAUUCUCUGCAACGGUCGAACGAUCUACCACGGACCAGUGGCGGAUGGUGCACCACUGAAAUACUUUGGUAGUUUGGGUUACAAGGUGAGUUCACGCGAGAAUCCCGCGGACUUCUUCAUCGAUCUGCUGCACGAGGACCUUCCUGCCAAGGCGAGAGAUCGUCUGCCACCAGCAGAAGGAGACGGCGAGCCAGUGCGAGAAGAAUCCGUGGAGGAUUCAAAACCCAUGUCAAUUUGUGCAGCACGAAUUCAACAACUUCAACGCAUUUUUGAGGCGUCAACGGAGUGGUCCUCGUGGAUGAACGAGGCGAGGGGUAUUUUCUUCACGUGGCGUAGUCUCCAAAAGCCACCCAAGCAGAUGUCUCGUGAAUGCUCCUCCACCCACUUCCACAGCAUCAGCGGCAGCGAGGCUGAAUUGAGUCCACUCAUGAUCAACGCGAGCAAACCCAAGACUGGAGAGAGGGAAGCGACUCAGUCGUGUGAUGAAGAGAUCCAGAACACUGCCAGAGUCUAUCCAACAUCCAUUGACGACGUUUUCGUGACCUGCACAAGGGAUGAGCAAUCGCCAAACGAGGGUGGAGAGAGGGGAGACUAUGAUGUGGAGAAGUGGGGCAAGAAGUGGUACCAGCCGAUACCACUGCAUCAGCAGUUCGGAGUCCUCGCCUCCCGUGGAUUUCUCGACACACUGAGAAAUCCUAACGGAGUCGCCGUGCCCUUCAUUGGAGUGGCCAUCUUCACUCUCAUCCUCGGAACAGUGUACUAUCAAUUGGAUCUCUCAAGUGAGGCGGGCAUCCAAAAUCGAACCGGCCUCUUCUACUUCGUCUGCCUUGAGUUGGCCUACUUCAAUGGCAACGCCGUGGACAUUUUUAUUCGGGACCAGGCUCGAUUCAAACACGAACGUGCGUGCGGAUUCUACUGCACGUCGAUGUAUUUCCUGGCCAAGGUGGUGUGCGAGGUGCUGCCGAUGAAGUUGGGUCCUGUUCUCUUCUUCUUCCCAAUACUCUACGCGAUGACAGGCCUCCGACGCAGCUUCACAGCCAUGCUUUUCUGGCAGGCUGCCUGCCUCUGCAUGGGAGCGGCGUCGACUGCCCUCGUCAUCUUUUGCAUACUCCUCUUCAACCAUGUCGCCUUGGGAUAUGCCGUUGCGGGAAUCCUUUUGUCCUUCAUGAUGGUUGAUGCCCUGACGCGGAUGAGGUCAAGGGCAGCGGUUAAGGAACGUCCGCGUUCACACGAUAUUUCCACCUCAGAUGGUCAUGUCGAGAAACUCGGAAUGCACUGGCAUGCGCAGUUCAUAUGGAGUAAGCACACCUAA